CCAUCCAAAACUGCCUAAACAGAUCUCAUUUGCAAUACCCAGAUCCAAAAUUUUCUCAAAAACAUAUCUUGUGUCUUUUUGGUUCCGAAGUCUUGUAGUCAGACUUUAUAGGCUUUGAUGAAAAUAUUUUUUUGCUGUGUUCUUCCAUGAAGCUUCUGAGAGUAAACAUUCCUUGAGUUUCUGGAUUUGGGAGUUGAGUGAUAAUACUACUAGUUAGUUGGGAUUUGUUAAGUUUAUCGAAAUGGAAAGUUCGAGGACAACAAGAGUUGACAAGAGAGCUUAUGAAAAUGAUGUUAUUGAUGAUGGUGGAGAUGAUCAUUUACCCGAAUCAAAGAAGCGCAAAUUGCCUUCUCUUGCAAGUGUAAUUGUGGAUGCUUUAAAGGUGGAUAGCUUGCAAAGACUCUGCUCUUCUUUGGAGCCUCUACUCCGCAGAAUUGUCAGUGAAGAAGUGGAGCGUGCUUUGACGAAGUUGGGCAAUGCUAAACUGCCUGGGAGAACUCCACCACCGAGAAUUCUUGGUCCCGAAGGAAAGGUGUUGCAGCUCCAUUUCAAAACCAGGAUGCCACCUCACAUAUUUACCGGUGCAAAGGUUGAGGGAGAGCAAGGAGCAGCGAUUCAUGUCGUCUUGCUAGAUGCAAACACGGGUUGUGUUGUGCAGACAGGACCAGAAUCAGCUGCAAAGCUCAAUAUUGUGGUGCUUGAAGGCGAUUUCAACGAGGAGACUGAGGAGGAUUGGACAAUGGAGCACUUUGAAAACCAUGAAGUGAAGGAACGGGAGGGGAAAAGGCCGCUUCUCACAGGGGAUCUACUGGUGACCCUCAAGGAAGGAGUAGGUACCAUUGGAGACCUUACUUUCACUGACAACUCCAGUUGGAUCCGGAGCAGGAAAUUCAGGCUUGGUCUUAAGGUUGCCCCUGGAUACUGCGAGGGGAUUCGAAUUCGCGAGGCCAAAACUGAGGCUUUUGCUGUGAAAGAUCAUAGAGGAGAAUUGUACAAGAAACAUUACCCGCCUGCUUUGCAUGAUGAAGUUUGGAGACUAGACAGAAUAGCAAAGGAUGGAGCACUGCACAAAAAACUUAUUAAGUCCAACAUCACAACUGUUGAAGACUUCCUUAGACUUCUUGUGAAGGAUCCGCAGAGAUUAAGAAGUAUCCUUGGAAGUGGAAUGUCCAACAGAAUGUGGGAGAGCACUGUGGAGCAUGCCAAGACAUGUGUCUUGGAUGGGAAGCUCUAUGUUUACUAUACUGAUAAAACUCAUUGCACUGGAGUUGUUUUCAAUCAUAUUUAUGAGCUCAGGGGUCUAAUUUCUGAUGGGCAGUUUCUCUCUCUAGAUUCUCUCAACCACAGACAAAAGGUUUCAGUGGAUGCUCUCGUGAAGAGGGCAUAUGAAAAUUGGCAUGAAAUUGUAGAAUAUGAUGGCAAAGUUCUAAAUUCUCAAACCGGAACCAGAAAAGGGAAGGCAGCCUCAGCUGCACCAGUAGUCACUAGCCACAACUACACCACAGGCCACCUUUGUGAAACCACUCAGACCAGGCAGCAACAGUUAAUCUCUGAAUGCAGCCGCCAAUUCCAAACUGAAAAUAACCAACCACCAGCCGUUACACAGUUGAUAGAGUUCCCAUUCGCAAGGUCUGAUCAGGCAGCGCUGAUGACAUUAAAUAACCAACAAACGGCAUUGUCUCGCAGCAUGGAUUACAUGACAGCUGGAGCAGCGUCACCUGGGUGUUACUUUCCAGCAGAUUGGUUGCGGCCAAGGAGCGGGCAGGGUUUGGAGGACAUAGUGACUGAGGAAAUCCGGCUGAGGAGCUCAGAGAUGUUGGAGAGUGAUGACAUGCAGAGACUAUUGAAGACAUUUGGUAUGGGGGUUGGUGUUGGAAUGGGGUCUGGACUUGGUCAUUCUGACGAGGAUUGUUAUGGUUACAGCGUGCAAUAUGAACCUCAGAUGGAUCAGCCCUUUGGCCAGGAGAGAGGCAAGAGUUCAGGGAGGGCUGUUGUUGGGUGGCUUAAGCUCAAAGCCGCUUUGAGGUGGGGAAUAUUUGUUAGGAGGAGAGCUGCAGAGAGAAGAGCACAGCUGACUGAGCUUGAUUGAGUUAAAGAGGCUUGGAAAGAUCACAGCGUCUCACUAUAAUAACAUGUGUCUGUUGACUCUAUUCUUGUUGAUGCUCUUUGUGGUUGUAGAGAGGACACGAGCAAAAAAGAGGUUGGAAACUUGAAAAUAGUUCGUUUUCUGAUUCAAGAAGAAGGGGUUGAAACAUGAUCUUAAAUCAACAUUCACAAAGUUGUUAUUUAAAAAAAAAAAAAAAGAAUGAUCUUGUAAAUCAGAUCGUUGGUUCUUUAUUUACCUUCCUUGAUUAGUAACACGUUCCCCCCGCCCUGUAAUGGAUUUUCAUUGGAUGUAUCCUUUUUUCCCCGUCA
Molecule: messenger RNA, 2415 nt
Organism: Morus notabilis
Lineage: Eukaryota; Viridiplantae; Streptophyta; Magnoliopsida; Rosales; Moraceae
Product: calmodulin-binding protein 60 E
Exons: 7
Coding region: 242-2089 (615 amino acids)
Biological process (GO): regulation of salicylic acid biosynthetic process
Cellular component (GO): nucleus
Molecular function (GO): calmodulin binding; DNA-binding transcription factor activity; sequence-specific DNA binding
Source: RefSeq, a predicted model, not a curated record